Melitaea cinxia (Glanville fritillary) is the source of this 1450-nucleotide messenger RNA. RefSeq names its product upstream stimulatory factor 2 (gene Usf). Gene Ontology annotation, molecular function: DNA-binding transcription factor activity, RNA polymerase II-specific; protein dimerization activity; RNA polymerase II cis-regulatory region sequence-specific DNA binding. Lineage: Eukaryota; Metazoa; Arthropoda; Insecta; Lepidoptera; Nymphalidae. Bases 82 to 831 code for a protein of 249 amino acids. Gene Ontology annotation, biological process: regulation of transcription by RNA polymerase II. The record is from RefSeq and is a predicted model, not a curated record. The transcript has 7 exons.
AUUUGUCUUUGGUAUUAUCACAUGACCACUUUAUUUUGUCCCCGUGAUCAAGUUUAGAAAAUUCAAAAAUAAUUACGCGCAAUGGCCAAAGUGGAAGUUGAAAUUGACAUUCACGAAAAUUCACUUGAUAACAGUGCAGACAGUGACUUGCUAGGUAUGGUCAAUGAGGGAUCGUUUGGGAGCGCAGAUUGUGAAAGAUCACAUUUAGUUUCACAAGCCUUUCUGGACGCUAACGAAGAGGAUAAUGGUCCUUCAUAUAAUUUUAAAGAUUUGUCUGGAGCAGUAACAUACAAACUUGUGCAAAUGACUGGUGAAGAAAAUCCAAACACCAUGUCUUCCCACUCACCAACACAUGUGAUUCCAAGUGGCGAGUUUUACGUUAUAGGCAACCCUGUUCAAGUUUUUGGAACGACAGCAACACAGAAGAAAGUAAUAAGGAGACAACCGUUACAAAAUAAGGCCAUAACAGCCAAAAAGAGAGAUGACAAAAGAAGGGCAACACAUAACGAGGUGGAGAGGCGCCGAAGGGACAAAAUAAAUAGUUGGAUUACAAAAUUAGCUGCCUUAGUACCUAAUUCAGGUCUUCCUGAUACUGCAAGUAAGGGUGGCAUUCUUGCAAAGGCUUGUGAUCACAUCACUGAACUUACGGAGAGACAAAAGAAAUUGGAAAAACUUGAAGUCGAUAAUGACAAACUUGUAUUAGAAGUGUUAAGGCUCAACCAAGAAUUAGCAGAAUUAAGGAAAGAAAAUUCAUCAAUGCGUUUGCAGUUAGCAGAUAACUGCAUUAUUACGAGUACACCGAACCACCGACCGAAGGGACAGAAGUCUUAGCUUGAAGUAUUUAAAUAUAUAUAGUGUGUAACUGGACUCAAUGUUCAUUGAUGGAAAUUUAAGGUGCUGAGUUAAGCUAAGAGUGCGACAAGAUAUUAUGGAAACAGAAAUAAUUUAUAAAUUGCUAUAACUGUUAUUGUGUAAUUGUUAAAUCUUAUUCCAUGUCAUUUAAUUCUUCACUUUUAUGGUGGAGUGUUUGAUGAAUUUAUGCAAUGUAACAUUCGUACUUGUAAUCUACUUUUAUUUGUGAACAUACUAUUCCCUUUAAAAACAAAUCAAGUUAAUAAAUCGCUAACAAAUAUUUUAGUUUGUUUGUGACUAAUUUUGGCAUAUACCUACUUUUUUUUCGUAUACUCAUAUUUCAUGUGUAUUAUUGAUGUUAUGAGAAGAAAAGUUUAUUAAAUUACGAUAUUAGUGGAAUAUCAGUAAUGGUACAAUAAAUUUUAUAGAAUGAAAUAUGUUAUAUUUAUGUAAAGAUGUUAAAUGUUGACAUGUUGCAUCACAUUUUCCUGGUCAUAAUACCUUAUGAAUUGUUUCAUAAAAUUACUUUUACAUACUAUUGUAAUGGUUAUUUGGACUAAAAUUAUUUUAAAAAAUCAAAUAAAUGUUUUGUUGUGAA